Molecule: messenger RNA, 621 nt
Organism: Miscanthus lutarioriparius
Lineage: Eukaryota; Viridiplantae; Streptophyta; Magnoliopsida; Poales; Poaceae
Source: the annotation of a GenBank genome assembly
AUGGAGUCGUGGCGGAGGCGAACGCUUCUCAAGGUCAUCGUCCUCGGCGACAGCGGGGUCGGCAAGACGUCGCUGAUGAACCAAUACGUGAGCAAGAAGUUCAGCCAGCAGUACAAGGCGACGAUCGGUGCCGAUUUCCUCACCAAGGAGGUCCUCAUUGGCGACAGGCUUGUCACCUUGCAGAUAUGGGACACGGCGGGGCAGGAGAGGUUCCAGAGUCUUGGCGUAGCGUUCUACAGGGGUGCCGAUUGCUGUGUGCUAGUCUAUGAUGUCAAUGCUAAGAGAAGCUUUAAUACACUCAAUACCUGGCAUAAUGAGUUCCUCAAUCAAGCUAGCCCAUCAGAUCUUCAACAUUUUCCAUUCAUCUUGGUCGGAAACAAGAUUGAUUUAGAUGGCGGAAGCAAAAGAAUGGUUCCUGAGAAGAAAGCGAGGGAAUGGUGUGCCUCCAAAGGCGAUAUUCCAUAUUUCGAAACCUCUGCAAAGGAGGACCACAAUGUCGACACUGCUUUCCUAUGCAUUGCCAAGCUCGCUUUGGAGCAUGAGCAUGAUCAAGACAUUUACUUCAAGACAGUUGCAGAACAAGUCCCGGAUACUGAACAGACAAGCGGAUGUGCUUGCUAG